UGCAGUCAUUCGUGUACAGGGAGAAGCAGUGGAGAGAGAACACGUCCCUGAGGAGCACCAGUGCUAAUAGUGAGGGUCCCGGAUGUGAGUUAACCCAGUCUCACUAGCUGCUGCCUAUCUGUCAGAAAGUCCCAUAUUGACAGCAUCAUUCACAGACCUGUGUGCUCGGUCGUGGCGGCUGGAAGUCUCAUCAGCAGAGUAAGCUGACAGUGAUCAUGAAACAGGAAGAGCUGAUCGCUCAGAAGAAGAGAGAGAUUGAAGCCAAACUGAAAGAACAGAAACAGAACCAGAAACAGAGCAAACCCUGCAGCUCUUCUCCCUCACAGGCAUCAUCAUCAUCAUCAUCAUCAUCUAAUAAGUUUGUGAAUGAUGGCAGUUUUCUGCAGCAGUUUCUGCAGAUGCAGCGAGAGAAGAGCUGCGCAGAUGCAGGAUCUAAAAGUGAGUCCCCUGGCUCCGCCCCCUCUGCUCAGAGCCCAUCAGCAGCUGCAACACCCGCACAGAAAAAGAGCAUUCUGAUUGGCAAACGGCCGGGGUUGGGCGUCGGCAGCAUGAUCAAUCAGUUCAAAAACUACUCGCAGUCCAAGAAGACGGCGCUCGUCGCCGCACGCCCCAGUGUGUUCAGCUCACCCGACGAUGAAGACGAGGAGGAUGACGACGCACACUACCUGGAGGUCAAAGUUUCCCCCCCAGAGGAUGAAGAUCUGCGCCUCAUCAUCGACAAGAUGGCCUCGUUUGUAGCUGAAGGAGGUGCUGAGCUGGAGAAGAAAGCCAUGGAGGACUACAAAGACAAUCCCAUGUUCUCAUUCUUGUUUGAGAGGGGCGGUAAAGAGUUUCUGUACUACAGGAAGAGAGUGGCAGAAAUCAGGAAACAGACUUCAGCACAAUCUGAUGUCUCCUCCUCAGUGGACGAGAACACCAGGAAGGUGGCAGAGAAACUGGCGCGCUUCGUAGCAGACGGUGGCACAGAGGUGGAGAUCAUGGCAGCUGAACACAACCGGGACAAUCCUGCCUUCAGUUUCCUGUACGAGUAUCAGAGCGCCGCUCAUCGCUUCUAUAAAGCCAAAGUGGACGAGUUCCGUCAGUGUAAAUCGAGCAGUGAGUCUCAGACGCAGGAGGACACGCCCCCCACCACAGCCAAGAGGAAGAGGAAGAGUCGCUGGGGCGCUGAAGAUGAUAAAGUUGAGCUGCCGCCCCCUACAGUCACCAACCAUCACAUCACUGAACACGAGAACAACACACCUGCACUCACUGAUCAGGAGCUGAGCAGUCUGGGAUAUAAGAAGGGGAAGCCGGUGGGUUUGGUGGGAGUGACUGAACUCUCAGACGAACAGAAGAAACAACUCAAAGAGCAACAGGAAAUGCAGGAGAUGUACGAUAUGAUCAUGAAGCACAAGCGAGCGAUGCAGGACAUGCAGCUGCUGUGGGAGAAGGCCAUCAAAAACCAUCAGCACGAGUACGACAGCGAUGAAGAGGUCGAUCAUGAGGCCGGAACCUGGGAACAUCGACUCCGACAGAUGGAGAUGGAGAAGACCAGAGAGUGGGCGGAGCAGCUGACAGAGAUGGGCAAAGGGAAGCAUUUUAUUGGUGAUUUCCUGCCGCCUGAUGAGCUGGAGAAGUUCAUGGAGACGUUUAAAGCACUGAAGGAGGGCAGAGAUCCUGACUACUCGGAGUAUAAAGAGUUCAAGCUGACGGUGGAGAACAUCGGCUUUCAGAUGCUCAUGAAGAUGGGCUGGAAGGAGGGUGAAGGUCUCGGCUCGGAGGCGCAGGGCAUCAAGAAUCCUGUGAACAGAGGCUCUACAGCAGUGGAUGGUGCAGGGUUCGGUGUGGACAGACCAGCUGAACUGAACAAGAGUGAUGAUGAAUACGAUGCCUUCCGUAAGAGAAUGAUGCUGGCAUAUCGAUUCAGACCAAACCCUCUGAAUAAUCCCAGAAGGCCGUACUACUGAUCACCGCAGCAUUUGAUCUCAACUCUUUCUUUUCUUGUAACAGGCUGAUUUAUGUGCUUUUUUUCCAGGAUUUUCCCCCCUGUGUGCACAGUUUUUAAAUAAGAGGCUGUAGCAGCUGUCACAGAGUCUUAAAUCCCCUUAUGUUUCUUGAAUUCUUUAAAUAUGUUGAUUUACUUACAUUACCUUAUUAUUACUAAAGCUUUAAAAAUCCAGUAUAGUCAGCUGUGUAAUAUAAUAUUGAACCCAAUGCAAGUUCCUGGAUUUUAUGUGUGUUUUACGUAGUAAUGAGCCACAGAUGUGACAAAUGAAUCCUCUCAUGACUCCUUUUAGGUGCACAAACUGAUGAGUUUUAGACCUGUUACGAUCUGCAGAUUUAUGUCUGUUAUCAGCACACACAUGUCACCUGAUCUAAUAAAUGUCUGUGAUACUCAAACUCUCUGUGUGUGUUUGCUUGAUUUCAAACCUUAACUUUUCAUCGACCUGCAAUUACUGUACUAAUGCAAACUACAUUCUGUAAUAUUAAACAUGGGAGGAAUAAACAU
Myxocyprinus asiaticus (Chinese sucker) is the source of this 2488-nucleotide messenger RNA. Its product is annotated as SURP and G-patch domain-containing protein 1-like. The record is from RefSeq and is a predicted model, not a curated record. Bases 216 to 1946 code for a protein of 576 amino acids. Gene Ontology annotation, biological process: RNA processing. The transcript is spliced from 14 exons. Gene Ontology annotation, molecular function: RNA binding. Lineage: Eukaryota; Metazoa; Chordata; Actinopteri; Cypriniformes; Catostomidae. Gene Ontology annotation, cellular component: nucleoplasm.